Molecule: messenger RNA, 5537 nt
Organism: Drosophila willistoni
Lineage: Eukaryota; Metazoa; Arthropoda; Insecta; Diptera; Drosophilidae
Gene: prc
Exons: 8
Coding region: 50-5329 (1759 amino acids)
Source: RefSeq, a predicted model, not a curated record
AAGCGCACACAUUUCAAUUUGGUAAAUUGUAAAUUCAAUUUUAAUUGAAAUGGUGCCCUUUCGUUGGGGCCUGCUGUUUGGUUUAGUGCUGAUCGUGGCCCACACAAAUGGAGCGGCUAUUGAUCAAUCAUCUCCGGUCGAUGAAGAUGAAGCACAGACAGCCCUAUCGGAUCUGGAGCGUACCAAACGAAGUGGCUAUGCCCGUGGUCAGACUCAAUCGCAGUACUUAAAUUUUGGUAAACCCGAACAAGAUGGCAAGGCCGAAGCGGAGGCUGAUGCAAGUGGUUCCCGAUCCACUGUCUCUGGCUCCCAUGGCAUGGGCCAGGCCCAGAGUCAAUUCUCUUCGGGCGAUUGCAGUGGUUGUGCCUCCGGGGGUGGCUAUCAGACGGACUAUCCUGGCUCUGGUAGACCCGAUGCCAUCAUAAGCCUACCUCCUGGUGCUGAUGCACAGAGCGGUAUUGGUGGAUAUGGAGCGCAGCCAGGAGCGGCUGGAGGAAGAGGCGGAAUCGGGACAGGUCAGCCAGGAGCUGGUGGGUUAUCGGGAUAUGGCACUCAACCAGGACAGCCAGGUUAUGGAACUCAGCCAGGAGCUGGAGGACAAUCGGGCUAUGGAGGUCAACCAGGAGCAGGUCAGAUCGGUGUUCCCGGACAAGCUGGUUUCGGUACUCAGCCUGGUGCUGGUGGGCAGAUUGGAGGACAACCCGGCGCUGGAGGUGUUCAAUCAGGAACCGGACCCAGCGGUAGUCAGUCAGGUACUCCCGGUCAGGGAGGAUACGGUACUCAGCCAGGUGCAGGCAGCUUGAUUGGAACACAACCCGGUGCAGGUGGCCAAGCGGGAAUCGGUGGUCGCCCCGGAUAUGGAGGUCAACCUGUAUCUGGAGGUAAAAUUGCAGGCCAACCUGGAUACGGAACCCAGCCAGGAGCUGGAGGACAGACUCAACCUGGUGCAGGAAGCCAAACAGGAUACGGAACACAGCCUGGGACAGGUGGACAACCUGGAAUCAGUGGUCAAACCGGAUAUGGCACGCAGCCCUCAGCACAAAAACUGAUUGAAGGCAAGCGGGGCGAUCAACCCGCAACCGCAGGACAACCUGGAUAUGGUACUCAGCCAGGAGCAGGAGGACAAACUGGAUACGGAACUCAGCCUGGUGCUGGAGGACUGAUUGGAGGCCAACCCGGUGCUGGAGGUAGUCAACCCGGAAUUGGUGGGCAACCUGGAUACGGAACUCUCCCAGGAGCUGGUGGUCAACCUGGACGCGGCGGACAAACAGGAUACGGAACACAGCCAGGUGCCGGAGGACAGAUUGGAGGCCAACCCGGUGCUGGAGGUAGUCAGCCCGGAAUUGGUGGGCAACCUGGAUACGGAACUCUCCCAGGAGCUGGUGGUCAACCUGGACGCGGCGGACAAACAGGAUACGGAACACAGCCAGGUGCCGGAGGACAGAUUGGAGGCCAACCCGGUGCUGGAGGUAGUCAGCCCGGAAUUGGUGGGCAACCUGGAUACGGAACUCUCCCAGGAGCUGGUGGUCAACCUGGACGCGGCGGACAAACAGGAUACGGAACACAGCCAGGUGCCGGAGGACAGAUUGGAGGCCAACCCGGUGCUGGAGAUAGUCAGCCCGGAAUUGGUGGGCAACCUGGAUACGGAACUCUGCCAGGAGCUGGUGGUCAACCUGGACUCGGCGGACAAACAGGAUACGGAACACAGCCAGGUGCCGGAGGACAGAUUGGAGGCCAACCCGGUGCUGGAGGUAGUCAACCCGGAAUUGGUGGGCAACCUGGAUACGGAACCCUGCCAGGAGCCGGUGGUCAACCUGGACUCGGCGGACAAACUGGAUACGGAACACAGCCUGGUGCUGGAGGACAGAUUGGAGGCCAACCCGGAUAUGGAACUCAGGCUGGAACCGGGGGUCAACCCGGAUUCGGAGGACAUACGGGUUAUGGGACUCAGCCUGGUUACGGGGGCCAACCUGGUGCUGGUGGAUUACCUGGAGGUAGUCAACCCGGAUACGGAACGCAGCCUGGAGCCGGCGGUCAACCCGGAAUAGGUGGACAACCGGCAUACGGUACCCAGCCUGGUGCUGGAAGACUAAUUGGAGGCCAACCCGGUUAUGGAACUCAGCCUGGAGCCGGUGGUCAACCCGGAAUCGGCGGACAAACAGGAUACGGAACUCAGCCUGGUGCUGGAGGACAGAUUGGAGGCCAACCCGGAUACGGAACACAGCCAGGAGCCGGCGGUCAACCUGGGGUUGGAGGACAAACAGGAUACGGUACCCAGACUGGUGCUGGAGGACUAAUUGGAGGCCAACCCGGUUAUGGAACUCAACCUGGAGCCGGUGGACAACCCGGAAUCGGUGGACAAACAGGAUACGGGACCCAGCCUGGUGCUGGAGGACUGAUUGGAGGCCAACCCGGUUAUGGAACUCAGCCUGGAGCCGGUGGACAACCCGGAAUCGGUGGACAAACAGGAUACGGAACACAGCCUGGUGCUGGAAGCCUGAUUGGAGGUCAACCCGGAUAUGGAACUCAGUCCGGUACGGGUGCUCAACCUGGAUACGGACCACAGGCUGGUGUCGCUGGUCAACCUGGUGCUGGAGGACAGAUUGGAGGCCAACCCGGAUAUGGAGUCCAGCCGGGAGCCGGACAAACAGGAUACGGAACCCAGCCUGGCCAACAUGGAUAUGGAACUCAACCUGGUGCAGGAGGACAGAUUGGUGGACAGCCCGGUUAUGGGCAAACAGGAGCCGGAAUCACUGGGCAACCAGGAUAUGGAACUCAGCCUGGAGCUGGUGGUCAACCCGGAAUCGGCGGACAAACAGGAUACGGAACACAGCCAGGUGCCGGAGGACAGAUUGGAGGCCAACCCGGUGCUGGAGGUAGUCAACCCGGAAUUGGUGGGCAACCUGGAUACGGAACUCUGACAGGAGCCGGUGGUCAACCUGGACUCGGCGGACAAACUGGAUACGGAACACAGCCUGGUGCUGGAGGACAGAUUGGAGGUCAACCCGGAUAUGGAGUUCAGCCUGGAGCAAGUGGUCAGCCCGGAAUCGGUGGACAAACAGGAUACGGAACACAGCCAGGUACUGGAGGACAGAUUGGAGGCCAACCCGGAGCUGGUGGAUUGCCUGGAGGUGGUCAACCCGGAAUUGGUGGCCAACCUGGAUAUGGAACCCAGCCUGGAACCGGUGGUCAACCCGGAAUCGGCGGACAAACUGGAUACGGCACUCAACCUGGAUAUGGAACUCAGCCUGGUGCUGGAGGACAGAUUGGGGGACAACCCGGAUACGGAACGCAGCCUGGAGCCGGCGGUCAACCCGGAAUUGGUGGACAAACAGGAUACGGACCCCAGCCUGGAGCCGGCGGUCAACCCGGAAUUGGCGGACAAACAGGAUACGGAACCCAGCCUGGAGCUGGAGGCCAACCCGGAUAUGGUGCCCAGCCAGGAGCCGGUGGUCAACCCGGAAUCGGUGGACAAACAGGAUACGGAACCCAGCCUGGAGCUGGAGGACAGAUUGGAGGCCAACCCGGAUAUGGUGUCCAGCCAGGUGUCGGUGGACAACCCGGAAUCGGCGGACAAACAGGAUACGGAACCCAGCCUGGAGCUGGAGGCCAACCCGGAUAUGGUGUCCAGCCAGGAGCCGGUGGUCAACCCGGAAUCGGCGGACAAACAGGAUACGGUACCCAGCCUGGAGCUGGAGGACAGAUCGGAGGCCAACCCGGAUAUGGUGUUCAGCCUGGAGCCGGCGGUCAACCCGGAAUCGGCGGACAAACAGGAUACGGAACCGAAAUUGGUGCACCUGGCCGAUACACAGAUGGAGGCGCCGCAGUUGCUCCUGCUGGUGGUGUUGUUGUUCCCGGUGGAUCUGGUGCCGAUGAUGCUUUCUCCCAAGCCGAGUCGACAAUUGGCGAUGGUCAGGCAUCGGCGAGUGCCCAGGGAAAGAAGAACGGCGGCACAGCUAAGACCCAGGUGUCAGGUAGCUACAGCUCUGGAGGAACCUUCAGCGCAAGUGCCAUGACCUCCGAUGCUGAUCGCGCCGCUAGCGCUCAGGUUACUGGCAAUGCUGAUGGCGCUAUGAGUCAAUCGCAAGGCUCUGGCGGUCCAGCCCAGUCCCAGGCUCAAGUGCAGGUCAACUCAAAGGAUGGCGGCACUAAGGCAUCCUCCCAAAGCGGCGGCAUUCUGCAGCAGAGCCAGAGCGAAGUCCAUGCCAAUGAUAAGGGCGGUCUGGCCGAUGCGCAGUCCAGCGGCCCAGGACAGACCUCAUCGCAGGCACAGAUUGGCUUCCGACCAGGUCAGGACAAUAGCGCGGGAGCCGCCACCGGCGGUGGUCAGGCAUCGGCCCAAUCCGGCAGUCACUCCGGACAGAGUCAAUCGCAGAUUCAUGGCACUUCGAGCUUUGGUGUUUCCUAUCAUGGAGCUGCACAAUCCGCUUCGGGCACUAAGGAGCAAGUGGCCACCUAUCGUGAGCAGAAUCGCGAACUCUUCAAUACCAUUAGCCAAUUUGGAAGUGGAGGCAAUGCUGUCACCGAUCGCGCCGAUGUUGUCUACAGUGGACCGGCCCUGACAUCCGAAUCCGAAAGAAUACCCGAACUAAAGUCCACCAAGACCAGCAAAGAAGAGCCCGAGGUCGAUAUUGUUGACAAGAAAUUGGAUCAGCAACCAUCUGGAGAACCCACAACGGGCAACGAUGAAGACCUAAUUGACGAUGACGAAGAUGAGCCCUACGAUGAGUACGACGAUGAUGAGUACUACAAUGCAAAUCCCGUCAAACUGGAAGAGGCUCGCACCAGAUCAGGUGGCGCCAGUCCAACCAAGGCCCAAGAAUCUCCGGUAGCCCUUAGUCCCAUUGCCUAUACACAAUCCUCACCAGGCCAGAAGCAACAGGCUGUAAUUGCAGCACCGCACACAGACAAAUAUCGUGUGGUCCAGAAUCAAAAUGGACAUGUCAAUACCUAUCCCAUACAGAGAACCACCACCGAAUCGGUGCCCAGCGGUUUCCGUGGCACAGUCAAUGUGGAAAAGAAAUUCCAUACCAAAUCCCUUGAGCUGCAUAAUACGGAUAAGAAGUUGGAGAUCAGUUCCGACACAGAUGCUGAUAUAACAAAGACGCCAGCACGUGCUCCCGAUAGCUAUGUGACUGUGACGAAAUCCGUAACCGGCAGCAUGGAUAAUAGCAAGAAUCCACCGCAAGAGAAUAAGAAUUUCCAAUCGACUUACUAUACUAAAUCAUCGACAUGCGGUUACUUCACCUUCUCGUGCAAUAUUGUCUAUGGGGCAAAUGGACGUAGUAAGAUUUGUCGCCCGAAGGCGCCAUCGAAUGGUAAAUGCUAGACAAAGAUUAUGGGGGUCAGUUCCAAAGGGGCUCAAUUGUUGUAUGUAGUAGUGCAGCUAAUAAAUAAAAAAGAAAAAAACAACAAACAAACAAAAACAAAAGUAAUCUAACCCAAAUGCAAUCAAAUGUUCUUAAGUUUAUUAUUUUAGAGUUUUAUAUACACACACACACACGAAACACCCACACAAAUACACAAAUAAACACACA